GGCUGACGUAUUUAAGUCGCAAAACUGCCAUUGACUGCCGGAAAAUACGCACACAAGAACCGCAGCUGUCUAAUCCGAUGGCUGCGUCUGUUUCUUGACAAAUACGCAGUAGAACUAAGCUCUUUUCCUGUUACAUAGACCUCCAACUUACAGCUGCGUUUAUACCCAUACAACCACGAAUGCCCUACAGGUAAUGGAGGACCUUCGUGACGAGUUGGACGCCAGUGUCCUCUUCGGCUCCGGCUACAUAUGCGUCGUAGGACCACCGAGCAGCGGGAAGACAACGCUCGUGCUGAAUUACCUCGUCGCCCGCGAGCGCUACUUUAACUCGCAACACCGCACCGCGGUCCAAGGCAGCGGAGGGCCCACCUUCUGCCUGGAGUACGUGGGGGCGAGAAGUGCCUCCAAUGAGCUGCUGCGCCUCAUUAUGCGGCGCCUGCACCCCGACGCUCGGCACCGGCGGCUCAGUUAUGAAUGCACCCCGCUGGAGUUUGGGGCGUCGCUCAUCCAGUGGCUGGAUGCGCACGGCGAGGGGUCGGAGCUGCACCUUGUUGUCGACGAUGCCGAUCUCCUCGACUACGACGUGGCGGAGAUGAACUUGUGGCUCGCACACUGCCUACGCUCCCCGGCCGCGCAGACGCGCACGGUGCUGCUGUGGAUGGUGUCAGAGCUGCCGCUGCGCCUCGCGGACUGCUUCCGCUUCCACUUUGUGGCGCGCCUAGAGCCGGACAGCGUCGUGCAGUGGCUGCUGCGGCAGUACGAAGACGAACGGCGCGUGUGCGCCGACACCGAGGAGGAAGAAGAGCCAGCAGCGGCGGCAGGAGGUGCGGUGACGACGUCGCAGACGCCGCUGAUCACCGUCGGCUCGGACGACGUAAAUCGGGUAGUGUUGGAAGCCUUCACCUACUACGCCACGCGGCAGCCGAUGCGGUCGUCCGUGGUGAGCCGCGAUGUGCGACUGCUCGUGCAGCGCGUCUACCAACUUCUCCCCCCGCUGCUGCUCGAGUCGUGCGCGGCGGCCGGGCCGGGUGCUGCCGAGGAAAGAAAACUCAACGCCCGCCACUUCGCCGCGGCGUGGGGUCAACACCGAAGUGAGGGCGGCGGGGAGACGACCGCUGCACCGGCGCACGACCCGCUCGUGCCCGCCCUGCGCCGAAUCGGCUACUCCGCCGUGUUGCUCGCGUUUGCCGCGUUCUACGGCGGUGCCGUGCCGAAGCGCAAGCAGCAUCAAGUCUUUGGCUGCCUGCACGCUGAGGAGCGCACGGCUGCCCUGCGUGAGACAAAAGGGCAGUCCCACAAAGCUGCCGUGCUGACGGCCUCGGCGCACGUGCUAACGGUGCGCCGCCUUGCUUUUCUGUACGACUCGAUGCUGCGAAUGUGCACUCCGCACAUUGAUCCGCUGGAGUUCACGACGGCAGAUGUGGCGAUGCAGUACGUGCAGGGCUUCGUUGCCUGGGGACUUCUGACCCCGGUGGUGACGCAGCGACACCGCUCGUAUCAUUGCUGGAUUCCGGUGAGCACAGCGCAGCAGCUAGCCCGUGAGCUGUCGUUGAGCUUGUUUGACUUGAUUCCUUCUUGA
Messenger RNA from Leptomonas pyrrhocoris, 1579 nucleotides. RefSeq lists its product as hypothetical. The transcript has a single exon. The record is from RefSeq and is a predicted model, not a curated record. NCBI's taxonomy places the organism in Eukaryota, Euglenozoa, Kinetoplastea, Trypanosomatida, Trypanosomatidae. Bases 194 to 1579 code for a protein of 461 amino acids.